Micromonas commoda is the source of this 1833-nucleotide messenger RNA. Its product is annotated as anion exchanger family. The transcript has 2 exons. Gene Ontology annotation, molecular function: solute:inorganic anion antiporter activity. NCBI's taxonomy places the organism in Eukaryota, Viridiplantae, Chlorophyta, Mamiellophyceae, Mamiellales, Mamiellaceae. Gene Ontology annotation, cellular component: plasma membrane. The record is from RefSeq and is a predicted model, not a curated record. Gene Ontology annotation, biological process: monoatomic ion homeostasis; transmembrane transport; monoatomic anion transport. The coding region runs from base 1 to 1707 and encodes 568 amino acids.
AUGACCAUGAACACCCUCGGCCUCGGCCUCGGCGCCCGCCCCGUCGCGCGCUCCCGCGUCGUCGGUACCAAGUCCGCCAAGGCGAUCGUCGGUACCCCGGUCGUGGGCAAGCCCGUGCAGCUCGCGACCCGCCGCGCCGCGGUGACCGUCAGGGCCGGCGGCAACCCCGAGCCCAUCGUCCAGGCUCCCUUCGUGGGCAUCAAGGAAGACCUCGCCGCCCGCGGUCCCCUCUACAUCGACGACUUCAAGCAGGGCAUCUCCCCCAAGUCCCUGGCGUCCGUCUUCUUCCUCUUCUUCGCGGCCCUCGCGCCCGCCGUCGCCUUCGGCGCCGUGCUCACCUCCGCCACCGCCGGCAUGCUCGGCGCGACCGAGGUGAUCCUCGCGACCGCCAUCGGUGGUGUCCUGUACGCGGUGCUGUGCGGUCAGCCCAUGUCCAUCCUCGCGUCCACCGGUUCCGUCGUGACCUACACCGCGAUCCUCUACACCACCUGCGCCCAGUACGGCCUCCCCUUCUUCGGUACCUACGCGUGGAUCGGUAUCUGGACCUCCAUCCUCCUCAUGAUCGUCGCGGUCACCUCCUCCUCCAACCUCGUCCGCUUCUUCACCAAGUUCACCGACGAGACCUUCGCUGCCCUCGUCGCGUGCAUCUUCUGCGUCGAGUCCGCCAAGAAGAUCAUCAUGAUGUUCUUCAACCCUUCCAUCUCCUCCACCCUGGCCAUGGGCUCUGCGCUCACCGCGCUCGUCACCUGCGGCUCCGCCAUCGCCAUCUCCAACUUCAAGCGUUCCCCCUACGGCCCCGAGGGCGUCCGCAACCUCAUCGGUGACUUCGCGCCCACCUUCGCCAUCGCCAUCGGCUGCUUCUUCGGCGCGUGGCUCGCGGGCAACUACGGCUUCACCUUCGACGCCCUGUCCCUCCCCGCCUCCCUCGCGCCUUCCAUCGCGCGCCCCUGGGUGACCGACAUCAUGGCUGUGCCCAACUGGGUGAAGCUCGCGGCUCUCGCGCCUGCCCCCGCGUGCGCGAUCCUCCUGUACAUGGACCAGAACAUCACCACCCGUCUCGUGAACGCCUCCAAGGGUCUCAAGAAGCCCGGCGCUUACCACCUCGACAUGUUCUGGCUCUCCCUCAUCACCGCGGUCACCUCCAUCUGCGGUCUCCCCUGGAUCUGUGCGUCCACCGUGCACUCCCUCACCCACGUCAAGUCCCUCACUGACGUGAAGCAGGACCCCGCGACCGGCCGCGAGGAGGUCACCGGCGUCACCGAGACCCGCUGGACUCCCCUCGUCCUCAACCUCCUCAUCGGCGCCUCCAUCAUCUUCCUCAAGGACAUUCUCGGCCAGAUCCCCAUGUGCGUGCUCUCCGGUAUCUUCUUCUACCUCGGACUCGCGGCCAUGCGCGGCAACGAGUUCCUUGAGCGCGUCGGCAUGACCCUCAUCACCGACCCCGCCAAGAUGCCCGCCUCCUCCCCCCUCACCAAGUCGGUGUCCCUCCCCACCCUCAAGAAGUUCACCAUCAUGCAGAUUGCCUGCCUCGCGGUGAUGUGGUGGAUCAAGGGAUCCCCCGCGGCGAUGCUCUUCCCCAUCCUUAUCGCGGCUCUCGGCCCCGUCCGCAUCGUGGCGGGCAAGGCUGGCUGGUUCACCCAGGAGGAGCUCAACGCCCUCGACGAGCAGGUGGAGACCGACCCCGGCUACGUCUACCAGGCGGCUUAAAUGUAUCACGAUACAAGUUCUCGCCACUCUCGGGUUUUGGGAAGGGAUUGAAGUUGACGUAUACCAUCAGUCUGUGUGCGGCGCUUUAGCCUAGCAAGUCACUUCAAUACACUCAUAUUAUGAUCA